AUGCUUUCUUCCACUGUUUUUUCCGCUGUUUUAUCUUUAGCCCUUUUAUCCAAUGAGGUUUUGGCCACACCACCAGCUUGUUUAUUAGCUUGUGUAGCUCAAGUUACUAAAUCAUCAUCUAGUUGCAAUGCUUUAAAUGACGUCACUUGUAUAUGCUCCAAUGAAGGUGCUUCCAUCAAGAGUUGUUUGGACUCUAUUUGUCCAAACGGUAAUGCCGAUGCCGCUUAUUCUGCAUUUAAAUCUUCAUGUGCUGCUCAAAACGCUUCCAUUAAUCAAGCUAGUUCAUCAUCCUCUGUUUCUUCCACUUCUACCAGCUCUUCCAUUUCCUCUUCCUCUUCUUCUUCUACUACUACUACUAGCUCUUCAUCCGUGGUUCAUUCUUCUUCUACUGCUGUUGAAACAACCUCCUCUAAAGUAACUACUUCUUCCACUUCCACUUCAACCUCUAUUUCUUCCACUUCUACCACUGUCGUUUCUUCUACUCUCUCUUCCUCUUCUUCUUCUACACAAAGGUUUACUGUUUCCGAAAUUCAUUCUGGUGCUGGUAACUUCUUACAAGCAGGUAACUCUUUCGUUGUUGCAGCAGUUGCCGCUUUAUUAAUCUGA
Molecule: messenger RNA, 606 nt
Organism: Arxiozyma heterogenica
Lineage: Eukaryota; Fungi; Ascomycota; Saccharomycetes; Saccharomycetales; Saccharomycetaceae
Gene: CCW14
Product: Ccw14p
Exons: 1
Coding region: 1-606 (201 amino acids)
Source: RefSeq, a predicted model, not a curated record